AUGCUUCGUUUGAUUAAAUGGUCACCUGAGUUCUCGCCAUCUACAUACAAAAACACCUUCGCACAGGUCUGGGUGCGCUUUUGGGAUUUAGGGUUUGCCUACUGGGAUCAACAAACUCUUUUUGAAAUUGCAUCUGGUAUUGGUACGCCCCUUAAACUUGACCCCCGUACCAUGAACCGUACCGUGGGCUUGUUUGCCAGAAUUCUUGUGGAUGUAGACUUCUCGCAGCCUCCUCAUGACAAGCUCAGAAUCACUAGGGCCAAUGGUGAGGUUGUGGUGAUUGGAGUCGAAUAUGAGUCUGUACCUGACAUCUGCACCAGGUGUGGGAUAGUUGGUCAUGUCGCUGGUACUUGCCGCUCUAAGGCAUCGGUCGACACGGUGGCUGCUAUCCCAAACGAGCGGGGAAGGUCAACAGAGCGUUCUGACCUGAAGAGAAGGAGGAAUAAUCGACCACGCAAGUCACAGCACAACUCAAAGCAUGGGGGUGCAAUUAGGAGACCAGUCAGACCCAGACAACCUGAGGUUUCGCCACGGCCGGCAACCACAACAGCAAAGUUAAGGCACGACUUUGAUGAUACGAUGGCUUCACCGGUUUUGAAUAAUGUCGAGAUUUUCCCAGCAGCUCUAUCUAUCACUGCAAUUCCAGCUUUCACUGCUACUCCAGUUUUGGAUGAGCCGGUGAUGCCUGCUGUGCCCGUGCAACACUCUGAUUCAAGUGAUAGCGUCCCGCCUGGAUUUACUCGGAUGGAAACGGAAUUUGAUCUCCAACCUGCUAGCUCUACGUCGACUCCCGUGGUUUCUUCAGUUGCUCCACCAAUCAUUAUGGCAGACUGUAAUCAAAGUGACUAUCAGAUGGGAGUUAGAACUGACCUCUUGGAGGAAGGUGAAUUCACUCCCGUCCUACACAAGAAGUCGAAGAAAUUGCUGAAGCAAAAAUGA
Messenger RNA from Rosa rugosa (rugosa rose), 939 nucleotides. RefSeq lists its product as uncharacterized. The transcript has a single exon. NCBI's taxonomy places the organism in Eukaryota, Viridiplantae, Streptophyta, Magnoliopsida, Rosales, Rosaceae. The record is from RefSeq and is a predicted model, not a curated record. The coding region runs from base 1 to 939 and encodes 312 amino acids.